Molecule: messenger RNA, 312 nt
Organism: Saprolegnia diclina VS20
Lineage: Eukaryota; Oomycota; Saprolegniomycetes; Saprolegniales; Saprolegniaceae
Exons: 1
Coding region: 1-312 (103 amino acids)
Source: RefSeq, a predicted model, not a curated record
AUGGCGCUCGACGACGCAAUGAACGCGACGCUGCAACAGCUCGUCGACGACAAAGUACUCGUCGGCGACACGCGGGCCGAUGUCGCCCGCCUCUAUGCGUUUAGUCCAGGCUACGCGUGCAUGGCGCCAACCAACCAGGACACGCCGUCGAUGUUUCUCGCACAUGGUCUCGCCAAGCGCUAUACGCCCAAGGGCGUCGACCAGUUUGCAAAGUAUGGCGCGCACGUGCUGCAGCAACGCACACGCCCGUACAACGUUGUAGCGUACUCAAACGCGCGUCUCUUUCCCGAAUGGCAGUUUGACUACGCAUGA